Messenger RNA from Cladocopium goreaui, 3462 nucleotides. Lineage: Eukaryota; Dinophyceae; Suessiales; Symbiodiniaceae. The record is from the annotation of a GenBank genome assembly.
UUUAUUUUCUUACUGCAGUGUGGCGACCAGUUCCCAGAGGCGGAAUUCCAGGCGAAAGCGCGCCAAGGCGAGAUUGGACUGGAGAAGAAGUCAUGGGCCUAUUCAGGCUGGCAAGAUUGGGACGACAAUUGGGAGGCAGAAGAGUCAGAAUGGCAAUCUUCACGGUCCUCUCACACCACCACAAGGGGGAAAAGUCCCGCUGCACAUGCCAUUCGCAAAACCAAGGGGCGUCGACCCAAAGGGUCAAAGAACAGAGGCAACAACGGUGUCAAAGGAAAAGGCAAGGGCAAGACUGGGAAAGGACAGGAGACGGGUGCACAGAACGUUUCCGCGCCCCCUAUUCCAACACCUUGGCCUUCCUUCGAACAGCCGCCAUCGUUGCCAACAACAUCUCAAUCUUCAGUGCCUACAACUGCGGCAGUCGCUCAGCACAAUGCAGACUGGAUCGCAGCGAUCAAACAAGAUUAUCCAGAUCGUGCUACAAUGCCGGAAAAUCUCCGUGCAAUGGUGGAAAAGCACGAGAAGACCCAGGCCAAGAGUGCGGUCAAAUCUUUGCAUUCUGCGACCACAGCCUUGGACAGAGCGCAGAGACAGCUCUCCGAGACAAUGGCAGCGAAGCAGAAGCACUGUGCUUCAUGGAUUGCCCAUCUCACGGAAAGCCUCAAGGUGUGGGAAGCCUCAUUGGAGGAAUAUCGCAAGCACCAAGCAGGAUUGCAAGAUAUGGUGGCCAAGGCCAAAGAAGACAUUGCAGCCGCCAGAAAAGACAUCGAACGGCUCAAUGCACAAGUGGGGACCCAACAGAAUGCACAGGUCCCGCUGGCCGAGGAGACGCAACCGGACGACCCUGCAGAUCACGAGGAAGAGAAGCUUCGUGUCGCCUUGCAAGCUACUUUGCAAGCAUGUGCUGGAUCUCUUGGUAUACAAGCUCCUUCCACGCCAGUGCAGACGAUUACCUCCGACGAGGCAGUAGCACAGGGACAGAUUGAUGUUACGCAAUUUGGUCAUCAGCCCGAGGAAGAUGGCGGUGUUCCAGAGGGGGCUGCAGAGCUUCGAGAAUUGGCCACACAAAACCUUGACACCAUUGAUGACAUGUUCUCCGUGCUUCAAACACAAAGCCCAAAUGAAGACUGCAGGAAGAAGGCCGUUUCGGACGAUUUUUCCAACGCAGGUAGCAAUGACCCCUUUCCUCAAGGUAGCUCCCUGUGUCCCCGGUCACAUGCAGCUUCUGAUGAUCACCCUCCGAAGGAGGAUAGUACGGGCAAAGUGCAGAUGGCCAUUGAGAAAGGUAUCCUCCAUCAGAUUCCUUGGACUUCGAUGCAGACUGGUCAAUAUCAGGGCCUUCAUGCAAGCAGUAGGGCGCACCUGCAGCCUGCUGCUCCUGCUCAAGAUGUUGCUGCGGCAGUAUCUCGGCUUGAGCCCGCACCAAGCGAUAGUUUCACGGAUGAGUUCCUACAGGCUAUCCGUGCGGCUAAUGAAGCGGCCAAUGAUGCCCCAGAAUUCCCUCAGCAGGAGCCAGAUUUGCCCACACAGUCAGAGUUCAUCCAAGAACUAUGGGAGCUCUGGACAGCACAUGCCACGUUAGGCCCAGGUUUCAUAGAGCCCUUAGGCAAGAUUGAAUCGUGGUACACCGACCAUGUGCGGCCGACAGAGAUUUGUCAGGACACUGUUCCGCAGAACGAAUGCACUCUUUGGUACGGAACGACGCCAAUUAGAAGAGGGCAGAAAGUUUUUGUUCGCAGCGGCUAUGCGCUUCGGCUCAGUGUCCGAAGAGGUGUUGCGGUAGCACUGUCCGAAAUGCCAGCAAUUGGCACCGAGCGAGUCCUAUUGAGACAGCUGACAAUGAUGCUCCAGGUGAAACCAGUUCGAGCAGUGCCAGUCACAUCCCUGAGUGGACAGCGGAACUUGGUGCAGAUCAUUAUUUCUCAGCAACUCUCAGAUGACCAACGGGCAGUCUUGGUUGACUCUGGCUCCCAAUCCCCUGACGGUGAAGGCGUUCAGAGAGCUGCCAUCAUUCCAAGACAGGUCUCUGCAAUGGAUGUCAGAUCGGUCCUGCCCAGGAUUCUUCGUGGACCAGAGUUAUUUACUGUGUCACAGAAUGACUACACCUUUGCAGAAGAUCAACUUUUUCUUGUUGCCAAUGGUGAUUCUUUUGUCUUGCGUGCGCUGCCUUCCGUGCAAGAGGAUAGCCCCAUAGACAGCGCACUGCAAGCACCAGAAGACGAAAGUGAUGAUCACUUCCUCUUGCAGCUUCAUUCUGCUCUCUCUACUCCAUCGGCAGUCAUUGGUACUCCUGUGAAUGUGGUUGGCGGAUCUUUCCCUGCAGUACAUGGAACAGUGGUUUGGGAUCGCCUCGCCUUUGUUGAUCCAAUCAAGCAGAAGCAAUUCAAGGAAGCGGUUGCAUCACUUCCAAUUCCUGAUUGGAGCACGCAUGUCGACUCGCAUGCAGAAUUGCUGCAGAAUAAUUUGUUUCAGCUGGCGAAGCAGCACUUUCAGAAAACCAGACGUGAUCGCAGCAGACCCAGGCUCACUGAACCAACGUACAACCUUAUUGCUUUCAAGAGGUCUUGCCUUGACUAUGGUCGUAACAACGGCCUUAUGCAAGAUCCCGAGUUCAAGCUGCAGCUGCGAAGCCUUGAAAAAGACAUUCGUCGUCAAGUUCAGAAGGAUCAGCGAGCUUUCUAUUCUGUCGCUUACGUUGAUGAUCUUGCUGUUUUGUUGCGCAGCCCUGACAAUGAUGCCUUGCUUGGUCUUGCCAAACAGGCUUCUGUUGCUGUAGUUGAUGCUGCGCAGCGCAGAGGCCUUCAGCUCACCAUUGGUGAUGGCAAAACUGAACUCUUAUGGGCGUUGCAUGGGAUAGGCCUAUGCUUUUUGCACUUGCAAAGCCGCAAUUACGAGGUACUUCAAGAGGCUGCUUUCCUUUUGUCCGGUUCUUUUGUGGAACUUGCUCAAAGCGGUUGUUUAGUAGUCCUCAUUUUGGCUUCACCAGCGACACCCCCAUCAAUGAUUGGUGUUCCUUCGUUGCAGUUGAUACCCGAUGGAAGGGAAGACUCAAGCGGGCUAUCUCUUCCUGCCGACGCUAUUGGCAUGAGCAAGCAAAAGAUGCAAUUUGGCACUCCUGGUUGCAGCAGUCCCUUUUGCGACAAGGUGUGGAAGUCGGAUGUAGGAUGGUUGGCUUCCAAGGCCAAGAUGCCUGCCUUACGGUGUGAAGGGCCUUGGUUGCCGCCUCCUGGUUCUGUUGAGGCUGACUACAUGCUCUCUCGCUGGAAGACCAGGCAGGGCAUUGAUGCCGUCCCUGCUUUUGAAGCUUUGGAAGGCGUCUGUCUUCAACACAAUGAGGGCCAUGAGCCGGCCGACCUGGAACCGGUUGGAUUGCAGAAGCAAGACGAGCAGAUGGCUUUUGUAAUGCAUUCUGAUCAGGGUUCAGACUUGGGACACAAUGGUCAGUUUUCCCUGCGGGGCUUG